GAUUCACAAUUUCUGACUGUUUCUGACUUGUAUGUAUAUCUUUUAUCCUCUUCCUUCUUAUCCGUCUUUCUUCUGUGCGUUCGUGGUCUGUGAGGUCUGUCUAUACCGUGGACGCUGCACGCACUGUGUAUGCGAGCACGAUCUGCGUGUAUGCGCAUGGGAAUAAUGUGCUAACCUAUACCCGAAAGAUUAAGGUGCAUUCAAGAUACUCUAUAGUUCAGUAAUAAAGCGAAUACGUGAUGAAAGAAUGGGACCUGCUAAAAAUAUGAUCCCCUGUACGAUAACAAUAUUUCUUGUCCUUUGAGAUUCAAAUCGUGUGUAACAAUGUGAAUGAACGAUCUACAUGGUACAUCGGUACAUGGUACAUCAGCAUACAUCAGUACGAAGUAACAUCGGAAGAGAGAAAGUUAAAUAAAUUGGACGGAGUAAUGGCAAUAUGAAGCUGUAUAAGUUGAUAGUUCAUCAGAAGACCUUCAGCGAGGAGGAUCUGAUAAUCAAUCCUAAUCCCGGUAUAAAGACUGGAGAUGUCGUCGAAAUUUAUCACCCAGAAGUCGAGUUCAGUCGCCUUCUUCUUCAAGUCACUUCCUUCAAGGAAGAUCUACAAGGCCGCGAAACGAUCAGCGUGGAGAAUAACGUAGCGACUAUGUUCCAGUUAAGAACCUUCGGAGAUGUGUACAUGAACGUUGUUAAUCCGGUUGAUGUAGCUUUGGAUUCUGUCGAGCUUACCUUCAAAGAUCAGUAUCUAGGCCGUAGUGAGAUGUGGCGUCUAAAAAAUAGCUUGGUAAACACUUGCGUAUAUAUGAACAAAAAGAUCGAGUUUUGCGGAGGCAGUAUAAGAUGCCAAGUAUACGAAAUGUGGUCGCAGGGAGACCGAGUCGCUUGCGGUGUUAUCACUAAUGACACAAAAGUCGUAUUUCGUUCCUCGACAAGUAUGGUUUAUCUGUUUAUUCAAAUGAGUUCAGAGAUGUGGGAUUUCGAUAUUCACGGUGACUUGUAUUUCGAGAAGGCGGUCAAUGGUUUCUUAGCAGAUUUGUUUCAAAAAUGGAAAAAGAACGGUAGCAAUCACGAAGUAACGAUAGUACUGUUUUCAAGAACAUUUUACAGUGCCAACAGCUUGGAGGAGUUUCCGAAUCAUAUGAGAGAAUGCUUGCAACAUGAUUAUAGAGGAAGGUUUUACGAAGAUUUCUACAGAGUAGUGGUACAGAACGAAAGGUUCGAAGAUUGGAGCAACGUGUUGGUACAACUACGUAAACUGUUCACGGACUACCAAAAGAUCGUGUUAGAGUAUCAUCAGAAACCAGGUGUUGCCAUUCCAAAAGCAGUGAACUCGACAGCGGCUCAAGGCAAUUUUUUAGAAGUUUUGAACAUGUCCUUAAAUGUAUUUGAAAAACAUUAUUUAGAUCGUAGUUUCGAUAGAACUGGUCAACUGUCGGUAGUGAUCACACCUGGCGUCGGCGUUUUUGAAGUUGACAGAGAAUUAACGAACGUCACAAAACAAAGGAUCAUUGACAACGGAGUUGGUAGCGAUUUAGUGUGCGUCGGAGAACAACCGUUGCACGCAGUGCCACUGUUAAAGUUUCACAAUAAGGAUGCGUCCAUUAACGUACCCGACGACUACAGCAUGCCACAUUGGAUUAAUCUCAGUUUUUAUUCGACAAAUAAAAAGAUUCCCUACUCGACGUUCAUACCCCGCAUAAAGCUUCCUCAAAGGGUAUCGAAACAAACGACAGAAACCGGGAAAUUGCAGUGUAACAAAAACAAACUUUUACAAGAGGAUACGAAAGAAUGUUUACACAAUACUUUAUUCGACUACGAUGCGUACGAUGCGCAAGUUUUUCAAUUACCUACAGUUCAUACGUCGAGUUUGCAACGAGUUACAACGAGGACUAAGAAGACGAGCGUUGCAAGCAUGGAGACGCACAAUAACGCACACAUACUGAAACUACUGAAGAGGAAGUUAUCAGAUCCCGACAUACAUCAUCCACCACCGGAUUCACCUCCGGUUGCGUCUAGGAGUGCAGCGAUCUCGAUACCGUCCAGGACGGACGAUGUUCCUAGCAACGAAUCUAAUGGAGAAGUUAAUGAGUCAAGGAUAUCGGUGAAGAGUGAUUUGACCGAUUCAGAAAUAUCGCCACCGUUUAGACCAGUCGUCGGUAGCGCCGGAAGUCCGACGAAUGUGAUAUCUCAACCUGCGAGCAUCAGGCCUAGUCGAGCACUCAUUAAUCCUUUUGAUCCAUCCCACGUUACGAUCAAACUUACUAGCAACAGACGGAGAUGGACCCAUAUUUUUCCGAAAGGACCGACUGGUGUGCUUAUACAGCAACAUCAUUAUCAAGCUGUGCCGACUCAAAUGUGUUCAGAAUCACAAUCCGACGCUAUUUCCACCUUAAGUGGAUCUCCCACGGAUCAUAGCGAUAUCGCUAACUCGAAUCACUUUCAUGAUCAUUCAAAGAAUAGUCGACAGAGAUUAAAUCUCUCGCUGUCGAGCGGUGACAAAGGAUUACAUCCGACAUCUCCCGUAGGGAAUAAGUCUCUAACUUUGUUAUGGGGUGCAACCGGUGAACAGGAGUGGACACCAGCGCUUACGACAGCAAUCAUAGGUGUUGACUGGAAAUCAUUGACAAUCCCAGCAUGCUUGCCUAUUACCACGGACUAUUUCCCUGAUAAACGGAGCCUGCAAAACGAUUACGUUGUAUCGGAUUACAAUUUAUUACCCGACGACGUUAACACUGAUUUUGCACAACAACGGGCGAUAUACAAAAAACCUUUGACAACCGUCGAAGUGUUUAAAGAGCUCGUGUCGCAACGAUUAGCUCAGGGAUUUCAAUUAAUUAUUUUGCCACAAACUAAUAAAAAUCAAAGCAACACGCCUGGCAGCAGUGCGGUGCCUACGAUAAGUUCUGUGAUGCGUGGGCGACAGACAGAAUCAGAGCCGAGAGAGGAAUACUUACUGAGCAUCGGGAGGAUAUUCCAUAAAAUAUCACUGUUCGAUAAUUCUAUAACCGUGACGAGAUAUCGACCAAGACACCCUUAUCCUCCAUUCAAUAUACAUUAUCUCUAUCGAUUUCAUGCGCCCCAUCACGAUACAUACGAAGUGUCUUGGGUGUCUUUUACCACGGAGAAACUUGAAAACUACAACUGGAAUUACUUGGAUCAUUAUAUCUGUACCAGGGGUCAUACCGAUUUCGCUUUAGUAGAAGCACUGAAAUACUGGAGGUUUCGCAUUUUCUUACUCCCUUUACACAAUUCGGCGACUCGAAAAUUUUUAGAAGGCUCGACACGAUGCGACAUAUACACACCUCUCACCGCCUCUGAGCAAAUAUCUCUCUUGGACGGAUUUCUACGGUUCAUCGAACAAUAUCUAAACAAGAUACGACGUCCGAAUCCGAACAAAAAUUGGAAUCCUCCAACUCUAGGUGGUGUUUCCCAGAGAGAUCCCGCCUCUCACUUGACCAGGCGCAGGCACAGCACGAGCCUGAUAGUCCUCACUAACCAGACCAGUCUAGUUGGCAACUCUCCCUUCCGGGAGCGGCUCGGAAGCAAUCGUCUACCAGAGAAACCGAGACCAAGAUCAGGAUCAAAAGUGAUGGACAGGGGACGGGUCUCGCCAGCUAGCGAAGCUGUGUUACCUCUUGCGCUGGAACAGCAGCAAGAUCAUUUCGAUUCUAACGACGACAGUACGAGUACAGAAUUGACGAAGUUGAAGAACACCGUGUCCAACAAUGAAAUUCUAGAAGCGAUGAAACAUCCGCAAAACGGUGUAGGAUUUCUUACGCAGCAUCCGUCUCUCCCGAGUCAAACGUUUGUCAGUGCAGACGCGGUGCAAUGGUUAAACAAUCACAUAGAGGGGGGAGUAUCGGUCGAAAAAGCUAUCAAUGUUAUGAACGGGAUGAUACAGGACAAACUGAUAUGUCAUGCGUCCGGGGAUUUUUCGAAGCCUUUUAUUCUAGGAUUCUAUCUGUAUCACAUAGUACAAGAUAAAGAGAAUCAAAGAGCUGGAGAUUAUUAUUCCCCUCUCGGCGAUUUACAAAGCUUUGAGAACGAAUGGGUAGAAGUUGAAAUAAAAGCACCGAAGGGUUGGUGCGAGCCUACUUCUCCAGCUUCAUUUCCACCGAUCACAAACCCCAUAACGAUACUCAACAACGAGACUGUGGAUGAAUCGAACGUGCCAUCAUUUCUCAGAGACGAUUUAAUCGCGCUCGAUUCCGCUGAAUGUCAAGUUCCACCUUACAAGCAUACUCAUUUAGACAUAGAUAUAAACAAUAGAAGCGACAGAAUCGAAUGGGGUCAUUUAAGAUAUCAGUCCGUAUACAAAGUGGAUCACUCAUAUGAACUCGUAAUGCAGUGGGUAGCAUCGUCCGGUAGUAUAGUUGCUGAACUCAUAUUCGUCUGGCAACGUAAGGCACAAAUGUUUGGAAUUCAAAUGGUUCCUAUUCCCAGCGAUCUACUAGCCCUGCCGUUCACUUUGAAGAGCGAUCCUCUAAGAGGGCCUAUUUUUAUAACGUUAAAUAUGGAAUGUCUCACUGCAAACAAACAACACCUUUUCGAAGAAUUUCAAGAAGAAACUCACGCGCAAAGGCUCUUUCUAUUUCAAGAGGCAAUUGUACAAAGAUUCGGCUUUGUCCCGUGUCUGAUAGAAAGUACCGAAAGCGAUCAUCAAUACGUUCACAUGACUGGCAAUGCAUUUAUACUGAUACAUCCUACGACAAGUACAAAGUCGCGUCCUCGUACUGCGACCAAUAUCGUGAGACGAAACACGGGACAGAAAGGUUACCCGAUUCAUUCUGAUCAGAGUCUGUCCAGUCCCCACGAAGCUUACAUUACGAGACACGUUAGCGGAAAGAAUAAAGAUAAUUUCAACAACGACAAGAGGAUAGGAUUUUUAUGGUCAUGGAAUCACAUGCUCAGUCGAAAGUGGAAAUCGUCAACUACGCUAGCUGGCGAUGAAUUGUUUCAAAAGAAACUGAUUCAAGACUUCAGGCAUUUUUGCUCGAAUGGGGACAAUAGAAUGAAGCAAUUUUGGGAAUCUUCUUGGGAGAUCAAAGAGAGGUCGUAUACAAAAGCGACGUAAGGUAGAAUAAAUAGAAAUCUUAUAAAUUUGCAUUUUAAUUGUGAUAAUAAGAAAUUUGUUCGGGCACUAUCAAAACGACCUCGUUUAAAUAAAUUAAGUUUAAAUUGUUAAGGAAUAAUUUAAAAUAUGACAUACACUUGUGAUAUAAUUAUUGUCAUAACAAGAAUGUAUACAAAAUUGAAGAUAUUUCUGGACGCUUAGAAAAGAUUAUAUAAAUGAGUUCGAAGUAAAUGCAGUGGUAUGUA
Messenger RNA from Ceratina calcarata, 5316 nucleotides. It is a transcript of the gene Iml1, whose product is annotated as GATOR complex protein Iml1. The record is from RefSeq and is a predicted model, not a curated record. Gene Ontology annotation, cellular component: lysosomal membrane; GATOR1 complex. Gene Ontology annotation, molecular function: GTPase activator activity. NCBI's taxonomy places the organism in Eukaryota, Metazoa, Arthropoda, Insecta, Hymenoptera, Apidae. The coding region runs from base 437 to 5071 and encodes 1544 amino acids. Gene Ontology annotation, biological process: cellular response to amino acid starvation; positive regulation of autophagy; negative regulation of TORC1 signaling. The transcript is spliced from 25 exons.